Messenger RNA from Aplosporella prunicola CBS 121167, 1221 nucleotides. RefSeq lists its product as uncharacterized. The record is from RefSeq and is a predicted model, not a curated record. Bases 1 to 1221 code for a protein of 406 amino acids. Lineage: Eukaryota; Fungi; Ascomycota; Dothideomycetes; Botryosphaeriales; Aplosporellaceae. The transcript has a single exon.
AUGGUAAGGACCGUGGUCCCCGAAGCUGACAUAGGCAUGCUCAUCCAACAGGCAAUGGACGACGACCCAUCAUUAGCAAGUAUGUUGAGCGUUCAUUGCCUACCGGACUUAGACAACGCGAUCCACCCUCUCUUCGCCUACGAGCGGUUCACCGACACCACCAUCAAAGAGUACGAGGCGCUAACACUGGCGCUGCGGCUCGCCUCGCUCUUCCUCACAGAAGAGGCCCUGCUGCAAUGGUACGCCCACGCAGCCUACGGUAAGACAGUCGAGCGCCCGGGCCAGGAGCCCUGCCUCGAAGACCAAAUGGGCCCGUACUCACAGCAGGACCUGCACGCCGUCAGCGCCGCGCUCGAAGACCUCGCCUCGUUCGUCACCUUCAAAUGGAACUCUAACGAAGGCUUCUCCCUCGCGAGCACCACCCCCAUCGUCGCUGAAAACGCCACCCACCCCACAUCGCGGCACCACCCCCUCUUCCGCACCGCGGCACAAGACACCACCGUCCUGAUGCGCCUCAACUCGCAAUGGCGGGCCUACGUCUCAGGCCCGUGCAGCGGCCACAGCACCGCGUCGCUGGCAGCGCGGCUGCGCUUCGCCUUUGUGCUCGGCACGACGCUGGCGCACGAGGCGACGCACGCGUUCGGCAUCAUGCUGCGGGGCGACAGCUUGGAGCCGCUGUUCCGGGCUAGCGACCGCGCGGCCGAGUGGGGCGAGUCGUGGGAGGCGUGGGUGUUUGGGGCGCGCAUCUUCCCGGCCGGAAAGCGGUUGGCGCCAACACCGACGCUGCUGGGCAACGCGUGGAUCACGCGCGCCGACAGCAGGGCCCGCGGCGGCUAUGUCCGCGCUGUGGUGCCCAUGCGCUGGGUUGCGGCGUGGUUCCGGAAGGAGACGUGGGCGGCGCUGGCGCUGGCUGCUCCUCCGGCUGCUGCUGUUGGUGGUGUUGCUACUGUUGGUGUUGUUGCUAUUGACGAGGCCCGUGGCAGAGUCGUCCCCCUGGCUAAGGCGGAGAUUAGGAUUUGGACGAGCGUGAGGCGCAUGUGUCGGUUGUUGGAGCCGGGGGAGCGGACGCCGCUGAAGGCGUGUCCGUCGCGUAUGAUCAUGUACGACAGGGAAGAGAAGAGGAAGAAGAGGGGGAGGGAGGGAGAGGCAGACGGGAGAGAGCCCGCAGGCCCCCACCACCACUGCUGCAAGCGCCGGCGUUUGCAGUGUGUGGACGAGUGA